AAAACAGAUAUCAGUGAAAUCAUUUUUUCCCUAGUAAAAUAAUGAGCGCGUUAUGUGAUUAAUUUUUAUUAGUUUGAGGUUAAAAGUUAUUCUGGUAAGAGAAAAAUGACGUCAAAAUAUCAAUUUAUUUGGUAACAACAGGCGUUUGCCAAUUUUUACCGCAAUAUGAUUUAAAUUCCUCUUCCUCUUAUACAUUUUCCUUACUUCACCACACAUAUUACAAUUUGAGUUUUAAAUUCUAUUUUGCAACAGCAGUGAGGAUCACAUUUCAUUUUUGAACAAUCAAACUCUGCAAAAGGGAAGUUGUUGUACGUUAGGAAUUUUUGUUUGUUACAUUAUCAAGAAAAGAUGACUACAACAGAUCAAACGAACUCCCUAAAAAUGGAAACCACAACACCACAAUCAAAAGUUGACACAUCUAAUGUCAAACACUGUCUAACGGAAGCGAACCACAAUACAACGGAAGCGAACCACAAUACAACGGAAGCGAACUGCAAUACAACACAAGCCAACACAAGCCAACCCCAUUACACCACAAGCGAACCGCAAUCCACAACCAGUCUUAUUUCAUCUACCACAAACCAGAAGUCAUCUAGUAUUCCAGAGACUAGCUCGAAAACAACACUGUCUGUGAAUCAAACAACAAUUAUCAGCAACACGUCGUCUACAAUAGCUUCUCAACUACCAGAUCCUUUCGUGCUUUCAAUCCUUUCUGUUGCGGUAAUGGGAGUGAUUGUCAUAUGCGUGUGCAUAUUAUCUAUCCGAGCUUUUUAUAAACAGCGACGUUCGAGUGUUUACAAAGAGAAGAAAGACGCAAUUCCUUUGGAAACGGGAGAGGCCAAAAUUUCAGCAACAGCAGUAUUGUACGAUGCCAUUGAACCUGAGAUUGAACUCACUUUUAUUUCGCAUUUAAGAAGAACCAAUGAAGAGAACGAAACAAAGACUACCGGGAACAAACAAAUGAUUGACAGCGAUUUAAAUUCUGUCAAUAGAGAGACGAAAGACAAACUUACUAAGGAAAUAAAAGAGACUAAGUUUAAAAAACCAGCAGUGCUAUACGAUGAAAUUGAACCAAAUAAAGAAGUCAGUUUUCUUUUACCAUUUAGGGGAACAGACGUAGAACAGGAACUAGAAACUACACAGAACCAACAAAUAAUUGACAGCGAUACGAAUCUAUACGUGGAUUGCCCGAACAAUGUGUACGACAAAAUGUUUGUUAGCAGAUCCCAUGUGAAUGAAAAUCAAGGAAAUGUUUACCAUAAAGUAGAUUUAAGAAAUAACCGAUACAGCCUGGUAAAGCCCAUUGGUACUGAAACAUCAUCCCCAAAAUAAACCAACCCUUCUCUGUGUAUUGACAUGACAGAAUGGAUUGCUUUCUGCACCAGGAUCUACUUGAUCCCGUUUGUUAUACUGGUUCGUGGGCUGCCAUUGAAAAUUUUUUGUAAAUAUUUUAAUGCAUCUAAAUUUGAAGUUCUUUAUUGCAGUUAAAACGAUUUCAUUGCAUGAUCUACCAUUUUGCCAAAUUCUGCAAUAUUGCAAAAUGAGAUGGUCUUCUGAGGAGACAGGUUUUUGUCACGGAAAAUAAGAGGAACGUUACCAUAAACUACGGCAAUGUUAACAUUCGCUCGUUUAAUAAAAUUAAUUUGCUAACAAGAACAAUAUGAAAAAUUGAAAUACUAAUAACAUUGGAACUAAUGUUAUCACUCGUUUUUUUAAAUUAUCAAUAUGUUUGAUUUAGUAUUUUGAAUAAGGUUCAUUUGGUAGCUCUUUUGGUGACUGUCAUAACAGUUUCCCAAUUAGAAUACAACAUUUCUUUUCACAAAUGCAUAACGUUCGUCAUAUUCAUGACUUUUUAUAUAUCACAAGUACAAAACUGAAAUUUGUUUUACACUCUAGAUCUUCUUUCCAGAGAAAUCAACAUUGAUUUAACUAUUUUAAACCCAUAUGGAGAAAUGGUGUACAUUUUACUAAUUUGCAUAGCGGCCAUAUUGUUAUCACAAUGGCGAUUUUCAAUACAAUAUAGAAUAUAUAGAGAGGAAUGAGAAAAAUCACAAAUUUAAAAAAAUAAGUAUUUCGGAAAUAUUUUCUCCUCAUUUGGUUUUGUAAUUUACUUCAUCCGGGAUUGGAAUAUUCUUGUUUUGUUUACAUUGGAUAUUGAGAUGGCGGUUCCUUUUGAACUUGAGAAAUCAAAGCGGGGCGUUGUAUGAAUAAAGUGUGUUUUAGUGAUGAAUGACGUCAUGAAGGGAUUUUGAAAUUAUUUUUUAAAUACUUACCAUUCAUAGGUAAAGUAGUUUCUCAUAUCUUUACAAAGUUUACAUUGCAAACUAGUUGUGUCAGAAAUAUUGACUCAAAAAAGUCUUGUCGGUUCCUUUUACUUUCAAUUUAGCAUUUUCAAGACUUUCUCAGUAAGCUAUCGGAAUUGCAACUAGGCAUUUAGGCUUUAUUCUGAAUCAUUAGGCAUAUUGCAUUAUCGUUAUAAAUUGAAUGAAAUUUUUCAGUUUAUAAUUCUGUUCUGUUUCAAGCUGAUAUUUUUAGCCGUUUCUUUAUUUACUUAUUUUAGCUGGUAUGGUCCUAAUUUUAGAUUAUCUAUAAUGGUUGGAUAGAGAGGUAUUCAAAGUGAAUUUGAAGUGUGAAUCACUGAUUGUGGUGACAAAAACAUACAAAGAUAAUCUAUGCAUUGCCCCAACACAUGUUCUCAUUCAAAAGAAUGAAAGUUUUGACGUAAUCAUACAAAUUUCAUACAUAAAAAAUACGUAAUUUUCAUUCGAAAGGGAGACAAUUUGAAGACAAAUAUUAAUGAGAACAGUGUUAUGAUGAUGAUGAUGAGUUAAAUAUUAUGACCGGUCCUGUUAGCAUUCCGUGCGGUACAUUUCGUUGUGAUAAAGACACAGUAUUAUAUGCUGUGCUUUCUUCUGUCAAAUAUUUACUUAACAGUGGACAGUUGAGAAAGAAAUCAAUGUGGAACAAAAUAUGUAAAGUUUUGGAAGGAAAAGGACAUAUAAUGACAGAUGCACAAUGUGAGGGGCGUAGAAAAUCCUUUUGAGGAUUUCCUAGGGGAUUAAAAAAUGUGCAUGAUUAUAAUAAGAAAUCAGGAAGGAAUCUCAAAUAUUACCCAUAUGAUAAAAAGAGUUGGCUUUCAUGGCUGAAAAGCCAAACAUUGCAGAGUCCUUUGUUGACGUGUUCUCUGGUAGUGGUAAUUCAAAAGCUUCAAAGCCUUUCACUGCAAGUGAAACUGCAACAGCAACAAAAUUUAACUGAAAAUUAGUCUGAUGCCGAAUAAGAAAAUUCAUGUAGUAGUGCUUCUAAGAAGAUAAAAAAGGAAUCUUUUGAAUAUGAGCCAAAAUAGAGAAAAAGGUCAAAUGAAGUUGGUGAAGUUCUUAAAAAAUUUCAUUGACACCCAACGGAAAAGGUAUGAUGACGAGUGUCAAAGGAAGGAGGGCAUGCACAAUGAACACAUGGAAAUCUUUGGCGGUUUCCUUGAGUUUCUUAAAAAAAGGAGCCAAUGAUGCAAAAAAGUAGAAAGGUUUACAUGUUCGAAACAUUGAAUACUGACCUUUUCAAAAAUCGGUCAUCUUUUAUAAUACAUCGCCUUUGACUUAACUUAUAGAGUGUAUCUAUCCAACCAAUGCUGAUUUGUCGGUAGUGAUUUUUCCCCUUCAUAUUUGCUCAUUUUUUUUUAAAAGAACACAAGAUUACAACUAAACUCUCAGUCUGUAUAUAGUGGCAUGUAAAAAUGUGAUCAUUAGAAUCUUGAACCCCCCCCCCCUCCAAUUUUUUUGGUUUCAACUGACGAUUAUUAGUAUUAAAAUCUAUACUUUUCUGUCAUACUUACAUAAUUAUAUUUGUCUUGUUUGUAUUGAAAGCAAGUGCAUUUUUGUUUGGUUUCAAAUUUUGUAUCUGUCACAUCUAUUAUUACAAAUUUAUGUUUUACAGAUACUGAUGUUUGCAAGAUAUGCAUGGAAUAUGGAAAUAAAUAAAAUUGA
This is a messenger RNA of Magallana angulata, 3983 nucleotides long. RefSeq lists its product as uncharacterized. The transcript has 7 exons. The coding region runs from base 349 to 1332 and encodes 327 amino acids. Lineage: Eukaryota; Metazoa; Mollusca; Bivalvia; Ostreida; Ostreidae. The record is from RefSeq and is a predicted model, not a curated record.